AUGAUUACCAAGUUCAUGACCGAGGUCACGGCCAAAUUCAACCCCUUCUCGACAUGCGCUAAGCCCGCUCGCCUGUUCCUGACUUUCCUCCCGCCAAACGUUCGUGCCAACGGAACGGUCGUCAACACGGCUCUGCUGCCGAGAGAUUCUGCAGAGAGCAGCUCAUUAAGAGUCAAAUUCAAGGAUGGCAAGGAAAUGGACUUCAACUGCUCAAAAAUCAACAUCAAGGGUUUAGUCGAGGAGGUCGACCGUCACUCGCGCCAACUACAAAAGGCCGCAGAUUUGUCCGAGUAA
Molecule: messenger RNA, 294 nt
Organism: Trichoderma atroviride IMI 206040
Lineage: Eukaryota; Fungi; Ascomycota; Sordariomycetes; Hypocreales; Hypocreaceae
Product: mitochondrial 54S ribosomal protein mL53
Cellular component (GO): mitochondrial large ribosomal subunit
Molecular function (GO): structural constituent of ribosome
Source: RefSeq, a predicted model, not a curated record